AUGGUGGCGGCUGCCGCCCUCACUCCCAGUCCCACCUCUACCCCUGUAGCUGCAGCCGAGCCACACUCUCAUAAACUCGGCGACUAUGAGACGAUCAAAGAUGUGAAUGACCCAUUCAUUCAUGAAAUCGGGAGGUAUGCAUGUAUUGAGUACAACAGGAUACACCGAAACGACUCUAAGUUUACACCACAUGUAUACGAGAAUGUGGUGGAAGGGAAAGAAGCGGUGGUGGCUGGAACUAACUACAAGCUCGUAUUAAAGAUCACAAUCAACAAACAAAGUCAUAACUAUGAGGUCAUCGUGUAUGACAGGCCAUGGGACAGCCACAGAGAACUUACGUCUUUCCGUCCCCUCUUGCAGCAUUGA
This is a messenger RNA of Momordica charantia (bitter melon), 366 nucleotides long. The record is from RefSeq and is a predicted model, not a curated record. Lineage: Eukaryota; Viridiplantae; Streptophyta; Magnoliopsida; Cucurbitales; Cucurbitaceae.